Messenger RNA from Vicia villosa (hairy vetch), 834 nucleotides. RefSeq names its product RING-H2 finger protein ATL48-like. The transcript has 2 exons. The coding region runs from base 133 to 378 and encodes 81 amino acids. Lineage: Eukaryota; Viridiplantae; Streptophyta; Magnoliopsida; Fabales; Fabaceae. The record is from RefSeq and is a predicted model, not a curated record.
AAAAAUGACAUUUCCUAAAAUCAAAUGUUCAUUUUGAAUAGCGCGAGACCGACUUGAAAUAUAUUGAUCGAUUCGGCGAAUACUCUGUCGUUUGGUCCAAUUCGGACUGAACCUUGAUUCAUCAUCAUCAACAUGGGUAGUUCUGAACCCGGUUUCGAAGAUUUUCUUCAAGACAAGAAGCGCAGGAACCCAUUUGUCCCCGUCGGCGCGUUUAUUACUGCCGGUGUACUAACGGCUGGCUUAAUCAGCUUUAGACAAGGUAAUUCUCAGUUAGGCCAGAAACUAAUGAGGGCUCGUGUGGUUGUUCAAGGUGCUACUGUGGCACUCAUGGUUGGCACUGCCUAUUACUAUGGAGACAAUCCUUGGCAAAAGAAAUAGACUUUACAUAGCUAACUAACACUCAAAGAUAAACUUUGUAAUUGCUUUGUUUCUUGUUGGUCUUAGCUUUGUUUACAUGAAGAGAAAUUUGUUCAUUUGAGGACAAAAUCUUUGUCAGUUAUUUUAUUUCAAUGCAUGAGAAGUGAGUUCUUAUGGAUGUGCUUUGAUAUGUACUAUAGUAUUUUUUUUCAAUAAAGUAAAGGGUUAAAUAAGUUUUUGGUCCAUAUAAAUAUUGCAAUUUUCAUUUUUAGUCCCUCCUUGCUUUUAGGCAAUGGUUUUUAAAAAAAACCGUUGCCAAAACCAGCUAAAACCGUUGCCGAAACCCAGAAGGGACUAAAAAUAAAACUGCAAUAUUUAUAGGGACUAAAAACUUAUUUAACCCUAAAGUAAACUACUCUUCGUGUACUGUUGCUGUCUUGAGUAAGCAGAAUGGAAUUGGAUGCUAUGUUUGAACCA